UUUUUCAUUUUUCGUCGCAAUAGCACUCUUUUGAUCCAUAGAAUAUAGUGCUUUAGGGCUUGUGUUUUUAACUAAAUACGUUUUACGAAAUAUGUUUUUUGGUUUUUCUCAAAAUUUGCCCAAGCUUUUUCAAUCAUUUUCGGAUAUGUUUUAGAGUUAGUCCAGGCGAACAUUUCGUCCAAUAUCUAAGACCGGAAAGUCCGCCAUUUUGAAUUUAUUAAACGUCAUAUUUCAACGACUUUGGAAGGCUAAUUUUUCAAUCGAUUUGGUUAAAUUUGGAUUUUUUGGAAAGGUAUUGAAAUUUCGAACCCGGCUGCAUCGGUCUUCAUCGGUAAUGAACCGGUUAAGUACCGAUUUUUGAAUAAUUUUACAUCCCCUAUAAUUAACAAUUCCAAAAAAUCAUGUUUUUCAGUUUUUUCAAAAUUUGCCCAAGCAUUUACAAUGAUUUUCGGAUAUUUUUAUUGAUUUGAUGAACAUUAAAAUCUAAUUACUCCCGAUCCCGACAUCCUAAAACUGUCUAGUUCCAAAACAUUCCUCUGAAGAAAUUCAGAUUUAACUGAGAAUAAAUUCUCCAAAAGCAUUUCAAUGAACUUGACAAGACACCGAGUCACCAAACUCUCCUGCUUACCCAAAUACCACCAGUUCACAUUGAAAGAGUCAUCCGUGACGUCGAAUGUCUGCUCCCCACCAGAAGCCCCAGCAAAGAGAGUGAAAGUUGCCUCCAAACGAAAUCUCGUGUCAGUUUUCUGCAAGAAUUACUCGCGAAAAUGUUGCGUUUGUUGGUACUCUGUAUCCUCCUUGUACUCUCCUGCCAUUUGGCAUCCUCGUACGAUCCCACGGACAAAGAGAUCAGUUCAGUGUUGCCCCCCGAAGGCACCUUCGAAGCCUUCUAUCCACGUGAACAGAAUGGAAUCCCCAAUGGAUCAUCACGUCCACCCCAUGGACACGGCAGUUUCUUCAAGUAUCGCAAUCCAGCACUCGUGGACACCAAGAAUGCUGCUGCCUAUGGCUUCCGCUUCGACGGCAUGAGGAGAUUCAACUUUGAUUGAGCC
Phlebotomus papatasi is the source of this 1052-nucleotide messenger RNA. RefSeq lists its product as uncharacterized. The transcript has a single exon. The record is from RefSeq and is a predicted model, not a curated record. Lineage: Eukaryota; Metazoa; Arthropoda; Insecta; Diptera; Psychodidae. The coding region runs from base 768 to 1049 and encodes 93 amino acids.